GGCAUUUGCUGACGUCACGAAGAUCCACUCCGACCUGCCUUUAGCUUAGCCUCUUAAAACUCCUCAUUUUUUCAUCUGGAUUUGGUUUGUAUCGCGCCUAGUCCCGUUGUAAAUCCGAGGCAAGCGGGUCAUUUCUCCGGUUAGACAGUUGCGGAGGCUGACUGCUCAUCUGACAGCCUUCUAGAGCCCUGUGUUUAGAGAUAACGAGUGAAUUUCACGUGUUAGCUCGAGCUGAUCUUCAGGAGAAACAGCAGUCAUGGGCUCCAGAGCUUCAUCUCUACUCAGAGAAGAGGACAUUGAAGAAAUCAAGAAAGAAACUGGAUUCUCCCACAGUCAGAUCACUCGCCUCUACAGCCGCUUUCACAGUCUCGAUAAAGGAGAGAACGGAGCGCUCAGCCGAGAAGACUUCCAGAGGAUUCCCGAGUUGGCAAUAAAUCCUCUCGGUGAUCGGAUAAUUAAUGCCUUCUUCCCAGAGGGUGAGGAUCAGGUGAACUUCAGAGGCUUCAUGAGGACUCUGGCUCACUUCCGUCCUGUGGAGGACAAUGAGAAGAACAAGGUCCUGACACCUGGAGAGCCGCUCAACAGCAGGACCAACAAACUCCUCUUCGCUUUCCGGUUAUAUGACCUCGACAGAGAUGACAAGAUUUCUAGAGACGAGCUGCUGCAGGUGCUGAGAAUGAUGGUGGGAGUGAAUAUUUCUGAUGAGCAACUUGGAAGCAUUGCAGACAGAACCAUCCAGGAGGCGGACACUAAUGGGGACAUGUGCAUCUCAUUUAAUGAGUUCACCAAGGUGUUGGAAAAAGUGGACGUCGAACAAAAGAUGAGCAUCCGUUUCCUUCACUAAAGACCAAACGUGUUCUGAACUCUUGAGUGGAGACGAUGCACAUCAAUAUAGAUAAGACAUGCCCCCGAUUCUUCUUCUUUCUGUGGGACGUUUCGUGCUUGAUAAACAUAAUUGCGUUACUUUAGUUCCAAUCGUCUGUCACUCUUGGGUUGGCGUGUCCUGGUGCCUUCGCUGUUCUCAAGUCACUGCGCCUUUUCUCUCGUGUAUUCAAAUGAAAUUUAUUCCAGCGGUUGGAAAUAACUUUCCAGAUGGGGAUUGAUGGAUGCUUUUCAUCAACCUCGUAAAAGGCCAAAUCUGAUGCUUCUGUAAAUAAAGAAAUGAGUUUUUGAGGUUUUGCGUAAUAAACUUUCCUUCACACCCAUUAAAUGACAUUUAAUGCAGUGAGAAUUUCCUUCACUUCCAUUAAAUGACAUUUUUUGCAGUGAGAAAUGCCUCACAAUUAAAAGAUGUGGAAAAAUGUUCGUGCAAGUCGGCACGUAAUGGGGAGUGAAUUACCUCUUUUUUGGUGUUGAAAUACCUAACAAGGAAAUAAUCAGGUCAGAUGAGUAUUUAUAUCAGUGAGUGAUUCUGUGCUCGUUCUUAUUAAAUCCCCAAGCCUGCAUAGUUAGAUCUCGAAGUUAAUUUUUAAAAAGGAAAAGGUUGUAAUUUCUGUCUCACUUCGGUACAAAACGAAACCGAAAUCUUUUUGUGUAAGCCACCGAAAUUUAAAAAGGCCGUAACCAUGCCUUGUACUUUUCGGGGGACCUUUUUUUUUCUUGUGGUCUUUUUAUUUCAGUUCAUUAAAUGAUUAAAGGAGAUUUAAAGGAUUAAUUAAAUAUUUGUAGGCGUGAACUAAUCAAUUAAACCUGUUUGCAAAUUAUUAUUUUAAAUAUCGUAUCACUAAUGUUGAAAACGUGAAAUGUUUCUGGUCUCGUCACUUUCAGUUGUGCAUGAAUAACGUACAUGAUACCAUGUUUUAUUUCGAAACGCCAAAACUUGAAGUUUGCAUCACUGGAUAUUACUGUGGGGCGUUUUAACAUUUCUGUCGUGAAACAAUUCUCAAAUAUUAUAUGAUUAACUACUUGCAUCUUACCAUACACUCUCACCAUUAAAGCUAAUAGCAUUGUGUUUGAUUUCUCACUCGUCUUCAGUGGACGGCAAACCCCGCCUUCUUUGAUUUGAUUGGCCAUCUCAAUCAUUCUAACAGUGAUGAGCAGAUCAGACUAUGAAUAUAACUUUUCUUAGUCUGACUUUUCGUAUGUUAAACAACAAUUCAAUACAUCGUUUUCAUUCCUGUCAAACAAUGAAAUAUGGCGCUACCCGUACUAAGGUCUGUUAAACAGCAUGUAAUGCACAUCAAAGUUUGUGUUGGAAUAUUAAAUUGUCCAACUUGUUAAGGAAAGUAUGUUUUCUUACUGAUCAAUUAGAUUUUAGAUCAAUUUAAAGUGAUCAAAUUGCAAUUUUCACCUUCCAGAUAAUAAAACACCCACAAAAAAAAAUCAGCUAGAUUUGCUUUUGAAGAAUGGACUCCAAUUAUAUUAUAUGUGCACGGACCAGUAAACAUCUAUACGUCUUAGCAACAUGUAAAAAGACACUUAGAGCUGUUUAACAACCCUAUAGAAACAACUUGGCACCGGCCAGCAAUGCCUUAGCAUCAAGUUUUGCACAGUCAAACUUCUGAAAGUGUUCAAAAUCUAGGGAUUUUUUGCAAUACUGUUCAAUCGGGCAGAAUUUACUCACUUCACCUUCAAGCUUGGUCAAGUCAAUUUCAUGAAACUAAAGUGUGUGUGUGUGUGUGUGUGUGGGAGAUUUGUUCUCAGAAUUGUCAUGCAUCAUUAUUUAUAAGUGUACUCUAAGCCAAAGCGUCACUCCCUAACUACAUCACUGUGCUGUUAACUACCAAUCUUUUAAACCGCUGGUCGAACGCUUGCAUUGAUCAGGGUGGGAACAUCGGUCUUUGUCUUUGCUUAAUGUAUGAACAAAAUCAAACACUGAUUAUUUAAUUAUCAAUGCUACGAUUAAAUCCAUGUAUAGUAUAUCGCUCACAGGUGCUUGAAGUUCUGCUGUGCUUCUCGCAGUUUCUUGCUUUGUGUAAAGAUUCUUAAAUAAGCUGGAGUUGGACUUGGAAAGGUUUUCCAGAGCUUUUCAAGAGAACAAAAAUGAAAUGAAAUCAUUCAAUGUGGUGUAAUAAUUAUGAUGUACAUUUAAGACGUGGAC
This is a messenger RNA of Pimephales promelas (fathead minnow), 3040 nucleotides long. It is a transcript of the gene chp1, whose product is annotated as calcineurin like EF-hand protein 1. Gene Ontology annotation, molecular function: calcium ion binding. NCBI's taxonomy places the organism in Eukaryota, Metazoa, Chordata, Actinopteri, Cypriniformes, Leuciscidae. The record is from RefSeq and is a predicted model, not a curated record.